Wallemia ichthyophaga EXF-994 is the source of this 558-nucleotide messenger RNA. Its product is annotated as Dynactin subunit 5. The transcript is spliced from 3 exons. The record is from RefSeq and is a predicted model, not a curated record. Bases 1 to 558 code for a protein of 185 amino acids. NCBI's taxonomy places the organism in Eukaryota, Fungi, Basidiomycota, Wallemiomycetes, Wallemiales, Wallemiaceae.
AUGACGACGCGAUUCAAAAAUGAUUCUUUAUGGAUAGAGACUGACACAGGCAACAGAAUCUCCCGCAAGGCGACCAUCUGCGCACCCGUCAACAUAGUCCUCUCGGGCAACGUAAUUAUAAAGGCCGACGUCAUCAUCCGCGGCGAUCUUAAACGCGCCGGUCCUUCCCCCUCUAUAGCCAUGAAUAUUGGUAAAUACACCAUCCUCGAUGAGGCUUGCGUUGUGCGGCCGGCGUACAAGACAUACAAAGGCACUUUCAGCUACUACCCGAUGAAAAUUGGUGAUUAUACUUCAAUCGGUGCACACUCCGUGUUGGAAGCCGCGGCCGUAGGUUCCUAUGUCGACAUUGGACGCGGGUGUGUGGUGGGUCGUUUCGUCGUUAUCAAGGACUGCGCCAGACUCACUCCAGGCUCCGUUGUCCCUCCUAACACCGUCAUCCCCCCGUACGCCCUCUUCAGCGGGUGUCCCGCCACUCAAAUAGACACACUCCCUGAAAGUACCCUCGACAACGUCCAGCAAGCUACUACGUCGGCGUACAACGACUUUAAGAUGACAUGA